ACAGAGUGAACAGGCACUGAUACAACCAACAAGAAGCUAGAAAGGGAAGGGAAAAAAAUAAAUGUACUAGUCAGAGGGGUGGGACAUACAGGUGAAGUCAGACAGGUAAGAGCAGGAAGGGAGAUAGAAAUAUAACAAACAGGGGACGGACAGGUUUUAUGCUGGGCUGUAAGGAGAAAAUAGGUAUAUGAGAAAUUGAGAUGAUUGAUUUACACUAUUCUCCUAGUUAAUAGGUUAUCCAGUUCAAUAAAGGCACAUUAUUUAGUGUUUAAAGCACCUAUUCAUAUCUGUUUUGGUGUAGGUCAGAGAUACCCAGCUAAGUGCAGAUGAAAUAGAUGAGGGACUGUGACCCAAGUGCCAAAGGACAAGCAAAGGAGGGUAGGUAGAAAAAAGGAUUCCGCAAGAAAGUAAAAGCAAAAACCUAGACACCUGUAAUCACCUGUCUGACAAGUGAGGAUUGUUGCUGAGUUUUGUGAAGACGAUUUGGGGUAAAGGGGUAUCCUGUAAAGUAAUCAGUCUGACUGCUCAGUGGGUAAUGGGGGGCUGCGACAGAUGACUUCCUGCUAGCACCUGCAGAAUGCCAGUGGUUGCACAUUGUGGAACAAGGAGCACUGAAGUCACGUUACCAAGAAGGACUUGUAGGCAGCGGGCGGCCAGGAUGUGGGGCCGCCCGCUGCCCAUAAAAAAACUAAAAAAACAUUUUCAGCUGCUUCUGGUAUUAUCUAUUCUACUGCUGGGGAUGUGGACAAUGUAUCUGCAGAUGACAGCACUGGACGACAGAAAUCCCAUCAACCGAAGAUACAGCAGUUGGAGAGAGCUGGGCAAAGCUCUGGCACAAAACAAUAUUCCUGCCGUGCAUCCAAACCUUGAAUUUUACCAACCCCCAAAACAAAACAAAGAGGAUGGUGGUGGAGAACUGCUGCCUAAUGUCUCCUGGAACAAGCUGGUCCCAUGGAAACCAGAAUUUUCAGGCAAGGUUAACCUCCAUGUAUUUGAAGAUUGGUGUGGAAGCAGCAUCCAGCAGCUCCGGCGAAACCUGCACUUCCCCUUGUACCCCCAUAGUCGUAUCACAGUGAACAAACUGGCAGUCACCCCCCAAUGGGUAAACUAUGGGCUGCGCAUGUUUGGAUAUCUGCAUCCUGCGACAAAUGGUGAUUUUCAGUUUGCGGUGGCUUCUGACGACAACUCUGAGUUCUGGUUAAGUGAAGAUGAGACUGUAGGAAAAUUGCGCCUCCUGUGUAGUGUGGGUCCGACAGAAAAGCACUGGACAGCCCCAGGAGAGUUUGGGAAGUUCAAGAGUCAGAUUUCUAAGUCAGUGAGACUUUCAUACUCAAAAAGAUAUUAUUUUGAACUGUUGCACAAACAAGAUGAUACUGGAACAGACCAUGUGGAGCUGGCGUGGCGUCUCGCAGAGGAUGGUUCUCACUUCACUCUCAUAGAGUCACAGUUCCUGUCUCUUUUCUCCAAUGACACACAUCUUCCCCUUGGGGACACUUCACAAAUACCACUGACAGCAGCAAGUUAUCACAUCUCUGGGUCUGAGCGGCACCCGGCAGACAUGCUCAGAUCUGAUCCACGAGAUGACUUUUAUAAAGUCCCGCUUAUUGGUAUAAGGCGUCUGCGCAAUGUUCUACCAAGCUGCCCCUACAAACCCAGUUAUUUGGUUCAAGGUUAUCCUUUACAGCGUUACCAGGGUCUUCAGUUUGUACAUCUCACUUAUGUAUACCCUAAUGAUUACACACGCCUCAGUCACAUGGAGAAGGAAGACCAAUGUAUCUAUCAGAGGAACAGGAAAUAUACUGACAGAUUCAGUUAUAACAGAUAUAUGAAAAUGGAUCAUCCAGAGUCAAAACAAAACAUACGGCCAGAGUGGGUUGAUGAUUACAACCCUGAGGAUUUUCAGUAUGAAGAUGCACAGGAUGAAUAUACGGAGACCGAAAAUGAGGAUGAGGAUGAUGCUGGGACACUGCAAAGGAAGCUCUUAUUUGUUACAAACAAGAAGAAAGUUAAAAGUAGAAGACAUAAUUCUCAGCGUUUAAGAAGAAUUCGUAUUGCUAGAGAGCCAGAGAAAAGCACUAAAAAACUCACAUAUGACAUAGAACAAUCAGUACAGAACAAUGACAAGACUCAGAAGAGUUUGGUGACACAACAAAUAGCACAUACCGUGAAUAGCUUACAUGCACUUAAAGGACAGAAACUCUUGGUCUCUGAAACAUGGACUGACAGGAUGUUGGGAUCCAUUGCCCACUUAGAUACAGAGUAUAUAUUACAGGGUAAGAAGCAGAUUGAGAAGUGGCAGCAGAAAACAGAAGAAUUGGUGAGCAACAAUAUUCAAAAAAGACAAGAAGUACAAGACCAUGGAUUGGAAGGAAAGGAUCAGAAUCCAGAACAGCGUCCAGGUGUGAAAACGGAGUAUCAAAGGUUUAAAAAUAAGAAUCAGGAAAGUCAGUGGAAUACAGGAAAAAGGAACAAAAAUCAGUUAAAUGAUAGAGACCAAAACAUACACCCUAGGAGAGAAAUGGGAAGGCCCACACCACAGGAGGAAGAAGAUGUGAAUUUGAGACACCAACUAGGUAAUACGAAAAUCAAUAAAUCUCAUAAAGAAAUAUAUAAGAGAGAUAAUCCUAACUUGUUUGAGGUGAAGCACAAAGAGCAAACAGUGUCCAAACCAAGUGAAGAAUUGAAGCAGAAGCCCAAGUUGAGAGAAGAGGAAAAACUUCAGUUUAACCUAGAUAAAGGGUGGAGGCAGGGCACUGAACACGGUGAAAGGAAGAAGCAGGAUCCCAAACAAGGUAAAUCAGUAAGGCAGAGCCAGGAAGUUGAUAAAGGUCUGAGGUAUGAAGAUAAAGAAGUUGUAACCGAGAUUCAGAAGUCUGAAUUCAGAGAGGUUGGAAAAGACUGGACUAAGCACAAUAAAAGUUUGACGUCUAAUAUAGAUGAGGAGAUUAGACAGAAGCAUCUGGAUCCCAAAGCUGAGGGAUAUGAAGGUAAUGAAGAUGGAGAACAGGAAGAUGAAGAGGUAGAUCCUCAGGAGGAGGAUGAACUCCAGGAGGAAGAAGAAGAACUAGGAUACCCAGUAGUCUUUGAGCAACCAGUGGGCUGGAAUCGGACAUUCAGUGUGGGUAAAAUUGAUUUCCAGAUUGUGCGCUCAAACCUUCUCGAUCUUCACUGUAACACUUCUGGGAAUCUGCUGCUCAGAGAGGGAGAGGCCUUGAGUGUGGCUAACGCAUUCAUGAAGAAACUGAACCAGAGGCACCAUGGAGUGUUUCAACUCCAGCGUAUCAUCAAUGUGGAGAAGCGUUUGGAUUAUAUAAAAGGAAGCCGCUAUCUGUUGGAGCUACAGCUAAAGGAUCGAUCUGGUCGAGCAUUGCGUAUCUCUCAAUAUGUUUACGCUCCAGGAUAUCUGGGACUAUCUAAGGAGACCCAUGAACAGGAAAUGGAGAUGAGGAAAAUGUUAUGGGGAUCAUACAGACGACUGAUGGGAGCUGAAGAGCAGCCAGAUCUGUGCUGGCCAGCAGGAGUCAAUUGGAACCCUCAGGCAAAUGUACAUUUUAUAGUGCCAGUUAAGAACCAGGCUCGAUGGGUGCAGAAGUUUAUUUGGGAUAUGGAGAGACUGUACCAGACAACCUUAGACUCUAGAUUUCACAUCAUCAUUGUUGAUUUCAGCAGCACAGAUAUGGAUGUGGAAGCUGCACUGAAUCGAUCACAUAUACCCAGUUACCAGUUUGUAAAACUAGAUGGGAAUUUUGAGCGUUCAGCAGGAUUACAGGCUGGGAUCAACCUAGUUAAGAACCCUCAUAGUAUCUUGUUCCUGUGUGAUCUUCACAUACAUUUUCCUCCAUCCAUCAUUGACUCUAUACGAACGCAUUGUGUUGAGGGCAAAAUGGUCUUUGCUCCUAUGGUGAUGAGACUGAACUGUGGCGCAUCUCCAGACCGGCCAGAAGGCUAUUGGGAGGUGAAUGGAUUUGGGCUGCUUGGAAUCUUUAAGUCUGACCUGGAUCUGAUUGGAGGAAUGAACACAGCGGAAUUUCGGGAAAGAUGGGGAGGAGAGGAUUGGGAGCUGUUGGACAGGGUUCUGCAAGCUGGCCUGGAAGUAGAGCGAGUUGCUGUCAGAAACUUCUUCCAUCAUUAUCAUUCUAGGCGAGGCAUGUGGAAUCGUAGGCAAUCAAGCAGCUGAAUGAUCAUGUUGUAACAGCUCUGCCAUGAAAGCAGCCAUCUACGGAUGGUCAGUACGAUUUCCUAGAACACUUGUUGCCAGGUUGAAGCAUAGAGACAGCCCAUCCAGGUUAUCAUGGUCAGCAUCACCGAGCUAUCCUGAGCCAUUACGCUGACCAUUUGCUGCUUCUUAUGACUGAUUUUAACAAUACCUGGUAUUUGACUUUAUUUGCUUGCAACAAUGAAAGGAGACACCGGUAACCAGAGCCUGUGUAUGUGAGUUACACCAGGCUCUGUGUGGUUGGGUUUGUAUACUGAGAUCUCUUAGAGUUUAAGUGACAUACUGAGCCUGUAUGUAAAGGAAGCAGUUUGAAAUCAAUCUGGAGUAAAGUGGUAUGUGUGAAAUGCAUAUACAGUAUAUAUUUAUAUAUGAAGUAUGUUGUAGAGGUGCAUAUAGAGUAUGCACAUGGUGGUGCUACAGUGAGCCUGCAUAUGCAAGGUGCAUAUGAAGUAUGUGUACAGGUGGACAUAAUAAUGUGUGUACUGUGGACAUAUACAAACUCUAAUCUAUACAUAUAUAGAUAUACUGGGGUCGAUUUAUCAUGGCCCAAAUUUGGCCAAAUACCCCUGUUUCCACGCGAGCCUUGAGGCUCGCCGGAAACAGGAGUUAAGAAGCGGCGGUCUUAAGACCGCCGCUUCUUAACUCGUCUGCCGCCUCUGAGGCUGCGGACAUCAAUCCACCCGAUCGAAUACAAUCGGGUUGAUUGAUACCCCCUGCUAGCGGCCAGGAGGCCGCAAAUCUGCAGGGGGCAGCAUUGCACAAGCAGUUCAACAGAACUGCUUGUGCAAUGUUAAAUGCUGACAGCGUAUGCUGUUGGCAUUCAGCGAUGCCUGGCCCCACUGAG
This is a messenger RNA of Bombina bombina (fire-bellied toad), 5060 nucleotides long. It is a transcript of the gene B4GALNT3, whose product is annotated as beta-1,4-N-acetyl-galactosaminyltransferase 3. The record is from RefSeq and is a predicted model, not a curated record. The transcript is spliced from 20 exons. Lineage: Eukaryota; Metazoa; Chordata; Amphibia; Anura; Bombinatoridae. Bases 578 to 4177 code for a protein of 1199 amino acids. Gene Ontology annotation, molecular function: acetylgalactosaminyltransferase activity. Gene Ontology annotation, cellular component: Golgi cisterna membrane.